Molecule: messenger RNA, 3910 nt
Organism: Rhea pennata
Lineage: Eukaryota; Metazoa; Chordata; Aves; Rheiformes; Rheidae
Gene: TSPAN33
Product: tetraspanin 33
Exons: 9
Coding region: 1795-2547 (250 amino acids)
Cellular component (GO): plasma membrane
Source: RefSeq, a predicted model, not a curated record
GAUUUCCGAACCCUGUGUUAGAGGCGGACACACACAGUCCUAGACGCUGGGGCGCACUGGAGGCAGCUGGUCUCUGCUGGGUUCACCUCUGGGUCUCCCACUCUCCAGGGGGCUGCAGCUUCUGGGGCCAGUGCUGGGCAUGUGGGCAUCAGGGGUCCAUGCUACCUCUGUGUCAAGGAUGUUUUGCCACAGUGAUAGAUCGGAGCGGGGUUGUGGGCUGGAGCAGCAAACACCGGGGCUGCACAAGCUCAGUCUCGUUGCUGUGGCUGGGAACAGGCAGGGAUGAAAAAGCCUUUGCAAGGUCAAAGAGGGCCCUGUGGAUGGUGUCUCAGGUCAUUGCUUGGAUCCUAGCACCCUUGCUGGGUGCUGACAGGUCCCUGCAGGCACCUUUCCCUUGUGGAUCAGCCUGACCAGCUGCACUCCUGCGAGUUUCCCAGCAAGAUCUGUAGGUGCAGAGGGAACGGGAGCCGCAGCCAGCACGCCUGGGAUGUGAAAGGCUGCCUUGUUCCCCUGCCGCUCGCUGGGGUUGCGACGUGAACCGGCGCCGCCUCGACCCUCGCGCCCCAGGAUGCUGGAAACGGAGCACCCGGCUGAUCCAUUCGGAGCGGGGAUGCGUAAGGAAGAGGCAGGAUGAAGUGGAGGACAGCGAGGGCCGCAGGAGGGAGUGAGGCAGAGGCCCGGGCUGGCUGGCGCGUGGCACAGCUCGCUGCACGGCUCUGCACGCGCAGCCACGGCCAGAUGCGUUACUGCGUUACCGAUCGGGCACUUUCCUGUGCAGCAUAUCUUAUGCGUUAAGUUGUUGGCUCAAUCUCUUCUCUCUUUUUCCUGUAUUGGGAGGAGGAGAAAAUAGGGAAUGCCCUGCUAUAGCAAAAGGCAAAGAUAAAAGGGGGAAGGUAAGGUCCCAGGAGCAGCAUGGCAGGCUGGGGCUUUCCUGCCACGUAUCUGGGUUAGCCGAGGUGGGACUGGCAGCUGCAGCAGGGCUGUGGCAUGUAACAACUUCUCUCUUCUCAGCUGGUGUGAGCAGAUCCCUGGCCCUGAGCUACAAGUCGGUGAUCUUUGCCAGAUGAAUGAGAAAGCCCUUGGCUUUGGUCCCUACUGUGCGGCUAAUUGCAUUACGGCACCUCCAGCAGCCUCUGGGGAAGGGCACGCCGCAGCCUCCAGACACAGAUUACAGUGCUGUAUAUAGCCCCGGAGCAGCACCUGUGCUGAGCCCAGGCGUAAUGAGCUCAGAGCAGAGGCCAGGAGCCGCCCUGGGAGAAACAGCCUGGGCCAGCCCAGCGCCGUGGACGUGACGUCCUCACCUUGUGGCUGUAAUGAGAUCCGCUGGCGGAAGGAGGCUGGCUUGUGUCCGGAGAGGGAUGCUGUGCCACGAUUUCUCCUCCAGAGCAGGAUGCCUGCUGGGAGGGCCCGCUCUGGAUCCUUCGCAGCCGGCAGCCUCGGAGAGCCGCGAAGAGAAGCGCAGAGCUGCUGGUUCAGCCGUUAGUGCCGCGCUGGGUGCCUGAAAUCGCCUGCCAGAGGCCAGCCAGAGAGGCACAGCAUCUCCUGGGAAACCCUGCGCUAAGCCUGCCCAGGAGGGUCUCUGACGUCCCAAACGUGGGCUUUUCCGAGUAUCAGGUCCUAAGGUCUUUUGUACGGCACUUUGAACGGACUAAAGCAGCAGACAGGGCGAGUGGGUAUCUGCUCUGCAGCUUGGGCAGCCAGGGUGGUGGUGAUUAUUAACUUCUCUGGAGGAGCGCCAAGAGGUGAAAUCUCAUCCUGGAUCUGACCUGCCCCAGCCCUGGUGAUAGGAGCACUAUGAUGAUCUCAAUGGUGAUGGUGGCGGUGGGAGUCUACGCCCGGCUGCUGAAACACGCAGAGGCAGCGAUGGCCUGCCUGGCUGUGGACCCUGCCAUCCUGCUCAUCGUGGUCGGCGUCCUCAUGUUCCUCAUCACCUUCUGUGGCUGCAUCGGCUCCUUGCGGGAGAACAUCUGCCUGCUGCAGACGUUCUCCGUCUGCCUGACCGUGGUCUUCCUCCUGCAGCUGGCAGCUGGUGUGCUGGGCUUCGUCUUCUCUGACAAGGCACGCGGGAAGGUGAGCGAGAUCAUCAACGGCGCCAUCGUGCAUUACCGGGAUGACCUGGACCUGCAGAACCUCAUUGACUUUGGGCAGAAGGAGUUCAGCUGCUGCGGGGGGGUCUCCUACAAGGACUGGUCCCAGAACAUGUACUUCAACUGCACCGUUGACAACCCCAGCCGCGAGCGGUGCUCGGUGCCUUUCUCCUGCUGCCUCCAAGCCUCUGACGAGGCUGUCAUCAACACCAUGUGCGGCCGGGGCAUGCAGGCCAUGAACUACCUGGAGGCCAGCGAGUUCAUCUACACCAACGGCUGCAUCGACAAGCUGGUCAACUGGAUCCACAGCAACCUCUUCCUGCUGGGGGGCAUCGCUCUGGGACUGGCCAUCCCCCAGCUGGUGGGCAUCCUGCUCUCUCAGAUCCUCGUCAACCAGAUCAAAGACCAGAUCAAGCUGCAGCUCUACAAUCAGCAGCACCGGGCAGAUCCCUGGUACUGAGCCCCUGCGAGCCCAGCGCUUCCGUCGGGCGUGGAGGCUUCCCAUGCCCACCCGCAGCCCAGCGGGCUGGUUGGACACGCUUGGGCGAAGAGGAGACCCGUCUUCCCGGCAGCUGCUGGCUUUGCCCUCUAGAGAGGGGCUCAUCUCCUGGAGCAAGGUCAAACCUUUGUACCUCCCCUGUGGCCGGAGAUGGGAGAGUGGCCUCCUUCACUGGUGACUCUUGGACUUUGGGAGUCGCUUUGCUUGGGGUUAUUUUCUUUAAAGCAGCCCGGCACUGGAGCGAUUCGUUUCCAGGCUUUGCGGCACGGAGCUGCUGCAGCCGCUGCUGAGGGUGCUGAGAGCAGGGUUUGGCUGUGGACCUGUGCAGGGCCAGGGUUCAUCGCGUUUCAGCCCCACUGGGCUCUGAUGCUCCUCCGCUUCUGAGUGGAGGCUCCUGACCCCCACUUUAAUUGGAGAUCUGGGGGUGAGCAGUGAAGGGGAAGGUCUGGCUGGGUCCCCAGGAGGAGGGCAAUGCCCGGGGCAGCCAGCCCUCACAGGGAGGGUUGUGGUUUCUCCAUCACCUCCUCCAGGAAACCGUGGAUCUGGAGGAAGAACUGAUGGGCGAUUUGCAGGGAAGACGGAGGCUUGAAGAGGUUGUGGAUGCCCCAACCUGCGCACACGCCAGCUGCUACGCUGGGCAGGGGGACGUGUGGGGACUUUGGGGGUGGGCUGCAGGCCCCAAAUGCACAACCUCGGCCUCGGUGCCUUCAGCAGCCUGUGGGAGAGCCUGAUGCCAGCCCCAGAGCCCGUGCUCCCUCCAGCCCUCCCUGCUGCUGCACCCGCUUCGUGAGGGUCUCUGGUGGCCCGCUCCUGCGUGCAGCCCCGAGCCUGUCCGCCCGUCCCGAGGGACCUGGCGGCGCAGGUCGCCCGUGAAGCAGGCGGCUUCGUGCUCGGCCGUGCUGCCUGCGUCGUGGUGCCCUCCUGAUCCGCGCGCCGCGUGGGCCCGCGGCCUCCCUGCUGCCUUCAGCUCUGAGCAAGGCUGGCUCAAGGCAGAGGCGAGGCAGGGUCUGCGCCAUCGCUGGGCUCCCUCUCGGGGAGUCUGCCCGCCUCUGUACCUGGCUCGCGCUGUCCUGCGGCCAGGGCCGCGUCCCCCUCUCCUCCUGAUGCCUGUAAACCCCCGCGCGGUGGUCCUGCGCUCUCAUUAACUCGACCAGGACGUUUUUCCCUUUGCUUCCGCAGGGAAUAAAGAGAGAUGGGGCUGGAGGUGCGGAGCGCUCUGCCGUGAGGCGACUUUCCUCCAGAAAAGUGACUUUUCUCCUCCCCGAAGUGACUUUUCUCCCCGAAAAGCGACUUUUCUCCCCAGAAAAGUGACUCCUCCUCCUCC